UGACAACAUGAAGACUCUGCUGAUUCUGAUUGUAUUGAUAUAUUUGGACAAAAGAGGACACUGCAUAGAAACACAUGAUCAACUUCUGUCAAUCACCCCGAACACACAAGAACAAGUGGAUGUUUUGAAGAAUGUUUCCACCCAGUAUGAGACUGCUUUGUGGCAACCUGUUUCCUCUCAGUACAUUAAAGAGGAGACCGUCGUCCACCUUUUUGUUCCUGCAAACAGCUCAGAGACAGUGAAGAAUUUGCUGCAGAAACAUGCCAUCACACAUGAGGUGUUGCUAGCAAAUGCCAAUGAGUUAAUUGAAAUGCAGACGAGGAACGACUCCACAGACCCACGAAGCAGCUCAACUUUCUAUGAGAGAUAUCACAGUUUGGAGGAUAUCUAUUAUUGGAUAAACAGAACAACGCAGGACAACCCUGGUACAGUCAAAGCCAUUCUCCUUGGGUCAUCAUAUGAAAAGAGACCAAUUUAUGCUCUUAAGAUAUCGUUAAAUAACAGACCAAAUAAAAAAGCUAUGUGGAUUGACUGUGGGAUCCACGCCAGAGAGUGGAUCUCCCCUGCUUUCUGUUUAUGGUUUGUACAAUAUUCCUUGUCAUUUUAUAGGAUAAACCAUGACAUUACUCAAAUACUCGACAAUAUGGACGUCUAUGUCCUGCCUGUAUUCAACCCUGAUGGAUACCGUUACACAUGGACCAACAAUCGAAUGUGGAGGAAGAAUCGCUCCUACAGUAAAGACAGCUGGUGCAUCGGAGUGGACCUCAACAGAAACUUUGAUGCCAACUGGUGCACCGAGGGAGCCUCUAGUGAUCCCUGCACUGAGAUCUACUGUGGUGCCUUCCCAGAGUCAGAGCCAGAGUCACAGGCUGUCGCUAACUUCCUGCGCAGUCACAAGGAUACGAUUCAGCUCUACCUCACCAUCCACUCCUACUCUCAGAUGCUGCUCUUCCCGUAUUCCUACACUUAUGAUCAAGCAGAAAAUCACAAUGACCUGCUUGAAAUGGCCCAGGAAGCUGCCCAGCAAAUCAGACGACAUUACAGGAACACAUACAAAUAUGGUGCCGGAGCACAAACAAUAUACCUGGCUCCUGGUGGGUCUGAUGACUGGGCAUACAACCUUGGCAUUAAAUAUUCCUUCACAUUUGAGCUACAGGACCAAGGCCGGUACGGCUUCCUCUUGCCACCAUCUCACAUAUCCAAGGCAUGUAAUGAAGCCCUGCUCGCUGUGAAGAUCAUUGCUCUGAAAGUUAUAGAGAAAACACAAGCUCCAAGUCCUGAUACUCGUCAGACUUUCUCAUUUGUGUGA
This is a messenger RNA of Sphaeramia orbicularis (orbiculate cardinalfish), 1309 nucleotides long. It is a transcript of the gene cpb2, whose product is annotated as carboxypeptidase B2 (plasma). NCBI's taxonomy places the organism in Eukaryota, Metazoa, Chordata, Actinopteri, Kurtiformes, Apogonidae. The transcript has 11 exons. The coding region runs from base 8 to 1309 and encodes 433 amino acids. Gene Ontology annotation, molecular function: metallocarboxypeptidase activity; zinc ion binding. Gene Ontology annotation, biological process: proteolysis; fibrinolysis. The record is from RefSeq and is a predicted model, not a curated record.